GUGAAGCUCGUCAGCGUCGGCAUUCUAGGAGCUGUCUGCUUCUUGGCUACCUUGGGCGUGCAUGUUCGACCCAAUUCAACCGCCACGAAGGUGUUGGCGCUUCAGCACGGCUCCUCGCAGUUGUGCGUCUCGGUGAUGGUCGCUGCAGUCCAGGUCAUGCAGGGACACUUUUUUAAGGAGUCCCUGCCCAACGAAGAUGCCCUGUGCCACUGGGCGACCGGCGGGGUGUCUGGGAGCCCCUGCUACGAGGUUCGGGGCCGUGCAGUGGUGAAGCUAGCCCAUUUUCUGCCUCUGCACAUCACCGAAGUUCUCUUGAUGCUGGAGUGGAUGUUAUCGAUGGUUCCGCAGGCUCCUGCGGCCAUUCCGAAGGAGACUGUGCUGCGGUUGGCUGCCGGCUGCUGUUGGCUGAUGUCACUGCUUGGCAUUUUUCAGGUUCUCCGAGGAGAGCCUCUGAUCCUAGGCUUGGAGAUCCUCCGACACUGGGAGGGUCUCGCGCUGAUCACGUCGAUGGCAGCUUUGGCCAUGACCUUUUUCUGGGCGCUGCUGCAGCCAG
This is a messenger RNA of Symbiodinium sp. CCMP2456, 553 nucleotides long. Lineage: Eukaryota; Dinophyceae; Suessiales; Symbiodiniaceae. The record is from the annotation of a GenBank genome assembly.